Molecule: messenger RNA, 1098 nt
Organism: Onthophagus taurus
Lineage: Eukaryota; Metazoa; Arthropoda; Insecta; Coleoptera; Scarabaeidae
Source: RefSeq, a predicted model, not a curated record
GGUGCCCCCCAGGUAGGAACGAUAAGGACGAAGUAUCCAGUGCCGGAUUAAGGUAGGGAUGGAGUUAGUUCUCAAGACGCAAGAGAAAUUGUAGCACUUCAUAAUGAAAUAAGAAAUAAAAUAAUGAGAGGAGAGGUUCCUGGUCAGCCAAGAGGUGUUGGAUUAAAUAUUUUGGAAUGGGAUAGUGACUUAGCGGAGGAAGCGCAAAGUUGGGCGGAUAAUUGUGUCUUUCAACAUAAUGAUGUUUACGACAGUCGAUUUCCAGUAGGACAAAAUUUGUAUAUGUCACAAAGUACCAGUUCUUCUGGACCUGAUUGGGAGGCAGCUAUUGAUGAUUUAUAUGAUGAGCAUCGACUAUACAGUUAUGGUGAAGGUUUUUCAUAUUCUGCAGGACAUUAUACUCAACUCGUUUGGGCAGACACAGAAUAUGUAGGAUGUGGUUAUUCGGCUUGCGACUCAGGAUAUUAUACAAACCAAAUUUAUGUUUGUAAUUAUGGACCUGCCGGUAAUGUAAUGGGUGAAUUUCCUUAUAAGACAGCAGCAUAUCGAAAAAGAAAAAAUUCACAAAAAAGGAAAAAGAAUAGAAAGAAUCGGUUAAAUAGAAAAAGGAAAACAAAUAAGAAAUACUACGAUUAACUUAGACGAACCUUACUUAAUUCUUUCCCCUACUAUAAUUUUAACAAUAAUAAUCUCUCUUAAAUAGAAAAUUCGAUUCACCUUCAUAUCCAACCGAUUUCAUUGUUAUUUCUUCCAAUUACUAUGUAACAACGCCAAUAAGUUCCACCCGGUUGAACUAAUUUCGCUGAAAAAACCCCAUCCCCUUUACGUUCUUCUCGUCGAUCUCGUUGAAUUUACCAGAUCUAUCUAUCCGUCCAGCUUUCUCUCCCCCAGCUUUAUCCGCUAUCCGUUACCGUUCCCUGCGUGGGCAUUGUCCGCGUUUUCUGGGUAGGUUGAGAUACAGGGGUGGAUGCGGUACUUUGACAGAUUACGCCCUACUAAAUAAUAGAUUAUUCUUCUCUGCCCUUUCGGGGGAGAUUCAUUUGGAUGAAAAGCCAAAAUCCAAAAUCUUAUGAUGAAAAACAUAACAUGGUCUUAUAU